Phodopus roborovskii (desert hamster) is the source of this 1223-nucleotide messenger RNA. It is a transcript of the gene Sgf29, whose product is annotated as SAGA complex associated factor 29. Gene Ontology annotation, cellular component: SAGA complex. The record is from RefSeq and is a predicted model, not a curated record. Lineage: Eukaryota; Metazoa; Chordata; Mammalia; Rodentia; Cricetidae. The transcript is spliced from 11 exons. The coding region runs from base 249 to 1130 and encodes 293 amino acids.
ACAUGCGCAAAGAAGUCCUCCGCGCUCGACCGCGCUCAUAAGAGAAACAGCGUGUGUGGUUCUUGACGUCCCGCGAACCUUCGAACACAAGUGCGAUACUAUCCUGUGAGGAGGCGUUCCAGCGACUCUCCUGUUCCCACCAUCGCAGUUACCAGCGCGACGUGCUUUUUCGCCCCAGACUCGAAAUGCUGAGACAUGAUUGGAGCUUCUAGUUAUAUUCCAGUAGAUGUCCUUCACAGGCCCAUCCCAUGGCCCUCGUGUCUGCUGAUUCUCGAAUUGCAGAGCUUCUCACAGAGCUCCAUCAGCUGAUCAAGCAAACCCAGGAAGAACGUUCGAGGAGUGAGCACAACUUGGUGAACAUCCAGAAAACCCACGAGCGAAUGCAGACUGAGAACAAGAUUUCUCCUUAUUACCGGACAAAACUACGUGGCCUCUACACAACCGCCAAGGCUGAUGCAGAGGCUGAGUGCAACAUCCUCCGAAAAGCACUGGAUAAGAUAGCUGAGAUCAAGUCUCUGUUGGAAGAGAGACGGAUAGCGGCCAAGAUCGCAGGUCUCUACAAUGACUCGGAGCCCCCACGGAAGACCAUGCGCAGAGGGGUGCUGAUGACACUGCUGCAGCAGUCAGCCAUGACCCUGCCCCUCUGGAUCGGGAAGCCUGGUGACAAGCCCCCACCCCUCUGUGGAGCCAUUCCAGCCUCAGGGGACUACGUGGCCAAACCUGGAGACAAAGUGGCUGCUAGAGUGAAGGCUGUGGAUGGGGAUGAGCAGUGGAUCCUAGCUGAAGUCGUCAGCUACAGCCAUGCUACCAACAAAUAUGAGGUAGACGACAUUGAUGAAGAAGGCAAAGAGAGACACACCCUGAGUCGGCGGCGCAUCAUCCCACUGCCCCAGUGGAAAGCUAACCCUGAGACAGACCCUGAGGCCUUGUUUCAGAAGGAGCAGCUGGUGCUGGCCCUAUAUCCCCAGACCACCUGCUUCUACCGUGCUCUGAUCCACACCCCCCCACAGCGGCCUCAGGAUGACUACUCAGUCCUGUUUGAAGACACCUCCUAUGCAGAUGGCUACUCCCCGCCUCUCAAUGUGGCGCAGAGGUACGUGGUGGCUUGUAAGGAGCCCAAGAAAAAGUGAAGCUGGCUGGCAGGCUUGAGUCUGCCACUGCCGACCUCAUGGGAGAAGGCAACAAAGGAGUUCCUGUAAUCAAAUAAAUACUCUUCCCUCUCA